GCACUGAUGUACUCCUCCACUGUCGGUGAAGGAAAGUAUGACAGCGUACUAGAGCAGCCUUCAAGCCAAAGUCAUCCCUACUACCACUGCUGUCUGCUGUCAUCAUGUCUGAGAAAGAGCUCGGCCAAAAAUGGGAUCGCUGCCUCGCAGACUGCGCAAUUAAAGUCGGUACCGGUCUGGGUCUAGGAAUUGUGUUCUCUGUUGUAUUCUUCAAGCGCCGGACGUCACCCAUUGCCUUUGGUACAGGACUAGGUCUUGGCAUGGCGUAUUCAAACUGCCAGAAUGACUUGAGAUCACAUUAUGUACUGCACAGUAAUGUUUCUAAGGAGCAGUAGAGUUGCAUCAGUUAUGGAUUCGGUCAUCUGCCUUGCUUUUCUUAAUUGAAGCCUGACUUCAUUGUCAGACUGGUUGUCUUCUUUCUCUCUCCAUAAUAUACAUGUUCUUGUACAGGACAGUCUGUGUUUAUUUAAUAAAAUUAUAAAGAUUUGAA
Molecule: messenger RNA, 490 nt
Organism: Megalobrama amblycephala (Wuchang bream)
Lineage: Eukaryota; Metazoa; Chordata; Actinopteri; Cypriniformes; Xenocyprididae
Gene: micos10
Product: mitochondrial contact site and cristae organizing system subunit 10
Exons: 4
Coding region: 105-335 (76 amino acids)
Cellular component (GO): MICOS complex; mitochondrion; mitochondrial inner membrane
Source: RefSeq, a predicted model, not a curated record